AAAAAAAGCGAAGCAAAAAUAGCGAAAUGAAAUUUUUAUAUUUCAUAACGCUUUUUGCUAUUUUGCAUACCCAAACGAGAUUGGUAUCUCCAGAUAAUUUGAUUUUGGCAAAGAGCAAAAGCUUGCUGGAUAAUAUUUAUAAGACCUUCACACAGGUGGUUCCAGCGUUACCUCUAAAAAUGGCAACAUCCACUAUUAAUCUUGUCUGUACUACUUUCCACGACUACAUCCAAAAGCACAUUCCCGCCAAAUUCACACCAAAGUUGGAGAACAUCAAGCUACAAUUGCGUACCGCUUGUGCUAAGCGUGAGUAUCCUCUAAGCGAUCUCAGUGGCUUGGCUGCAGAUAAAGACUUCGACCGUAAAAAGAAGACGGUUAUUAUGUCCACCGGCUGGACUACGCAAGUAGAUAAUAGACAGCAUGACAUGCUGGCCAAGGCGUACAACUGUCGUGGGGACACAAAUUAUUUGGCGCUCGAUGUCAGCGACUAUAUACAGACAAUGUACACUUGGUCCUCAGAGAACACCAACACGAUUGGCGAAUAUGUCGCCAAGGGGCUGCAGAAGCUGCUCACCUUUAUAAACGUCGCCGACUUGCACUUGAUGGGUCACAGCUUGGGUGCACAAAUAAUGGGCUCGGCGGCGCGUCACUAUCGCUUAUUAACUGGCAAAAGUUUACCGUACGUGACCGGAUUGGAUCCCGCUCUACCGUGCUUCAGCAUACGCAAGGGAUUGACUACACUUUCGUCAAAGGAUGCUGACUUCGUGGAUAUCAUACAUACAGAUCCCGGUGUACUCGGUCAAUACGAAACUUAUGGCCAUGUUGGUUUCUACGUCGGUGGUAAAUAUCCCAUAAAAAACGGUUGCACAACACCGCACUGCUCGCAUAGCAUUGUUAUCCCAUAUUAUGCGGAGUCCGUUUAUCCAAAUAACAACCGAGACUUUGUUGCGAAGCAGUGCGCGUCUUUUAAGCGUCUUAAUUGUAAUGGCGCUGAGACUGUGAUGGGUUUUGCGGUUUCACGUAACGCAAGGGGCACAUAUAUGCUGGAGACAAACGCUAAAGCGCCUUAUGGCAAAAAUGCAGGUAGCGGGUACACAGAUCCCAAUUCGUCAAAGUGUGGCACAUGCCAGGGUUAAAAUCAAUAAAGUUCUAUAAUCUAUUAGAUACUUCAAUAAGUGCAUUAA
Bactrocera tryoni is the source of this 1184-nucleotide messenger RNA. Its product is annotated as vitellogenin-1-like. The transcript has 3 exons. Lineage: Eukaryota; Metazoa; Arthropoda; Insecta; Diptera; Tephritidae. Gene Ontology annotation, molecular function: lipase activity. Bases 27 to 1136 code for a protein of 369 amino acids. The record is from RefSeq and is a predicted model, not a curated record.